Molecule: messenger RNA, 2059 nt
Organism: Selaginella moellendorffii
Lineage: Eukaryota; Viridiplantae; Streptophyta; Lycopodiopsida; Selaginellales; Selaginellaceae
Product: shaggy-related protein kinase epsilon
Exons: 13
Coding region: 508-1878 (456 amino acids)
Biological process (GO): signal transduction; protein phosphorylation
Cellular component (GO): cytoplasm
Molecular function (GO): ATP binding; protein serine/threonine kinase activity
Source: RefSeq, a predicted model, not a curated record
ACCAAAACGCUCAAACACCCCCAAUUCCAGAGCCAGCUCAACCACAGCUAUCUCAAGCUUAGCCAAGGGUCAUAGGUAGCUACACCCACCACCAAAACAUCUCAUCCCAUUUCAUAUCUCAUCUCAUCUCAGCUCAGCUAUGAUUCUAUGUAAGACAUGGUUUUAGCACUAAGGUGGUGUUGGUGUUGUUUAGCCUAGGUAGAACGUGAGUGUGAGUGUGUGUGUGGGGCGGGGGCACGGUGGCGUUUGUUUUUCUCUCUCACGAGUCAUCACACUGCCCAGGACUGGCUGGACCUCUGCGCUGAGCCCUGCCGAGCGCUGUGCCUGGAAUACGAGUGUGAGAGAGAGAGAGAGAGAGGGCGGAUUCGUUGACUGGGGAGUGAGAGUUUGACGAGGAGAGAGAGAGAGAGAGAGAGAGAGAGGUGUGUCGAGGGAGGCGAUGGCGCGGCGCGAGGAGAUUGAGGAGGAGAAGGAGAAUGGGGGCAGCCAUUUGUUGCGGCCACGGAUAUGAUGCAGCGGCUGAGGAACUUAGCGUCUGGUUGGUCCUCCACGGCUGACACGCAGCUUGGUGGAGCUGGUACCAAGAGGGCAAAGGUAGAACAAGGCGAGGAGCAAGGCAUGGCGUCCUCGGUUAGCGCGGCCGGCUUGAUAGCGAAUCCCAGAGCUGCCACCGUCAACAGCAACGUUGUGGACCAGCUCCCGGACGAGAUGCACGAGAUGAAGAUCAGGGAUGACAAGGCCGCCACACACAUUGAUGAAAAGGAGGUGGAGGCGGCGGUGAUUGACGGCAAUGGUACCGAGACCGGACACAUCAUUGCCACCACAAUAGGAGGUCGGAAUGGCCAACCUAAACAGACAAUCAGCUAUGUCGCGGAACGGGUUGUGGGAACGGGCUCCUUUGGAAUCGUUUUCCAGGCCAAGUGCUUGGAAACCGGAGAAACCGUGGCUAUCAAAAAGGUCCUCCAAGACAAGCGGUACAAGAACCGAGAGCUCCAGAUAAUGCGCCUCCUCGACCACCCCAGCAUUGUCUCCCUCAAGCACUGCUUCUUUUCCACCACCGAUAAAGACGAGCUCUACCUCAACCUCGUCCUCGAGUACGUGCCCGAGACCGUCUACCGGAUUGCAAAGCACUACAACAGGAUGAACCAACGCAUGCCGCUGCUGUACGUGAAGCUCUACACCUACCAGAUCUGCAGAGCAUUGACGUACAUUCACGGUGGCAUGGGUGUCUGUCAUCGAGACAUUAAGCCGCAAAAUCUUCUGGUAAAUCCACACACACACCAGCUCAAGCUCUGUGACUUUGGGAGUGCUAAAGUCUUGGUGAAGGGAGAGCCCAACAUAUCGUAUAUCUGUUCCCGUUACUACCGUGCUCCGGAACUUAUAUUUGGUGCAACUGACUACACAACAGCCAUCGACAUCUGGUCGACUGGAUGCGUUCUGGCUGAGUUACUUCUUGGUCAGCCUUUGUUCCCAGGAGAGAGCGGCGUGGAUCAGCUAGUGGAGAUUAUAAAGGUCUUAGGUACUCCUACUCGCGAGGAAAUCAAAUGCAUGAAUCCAAACUACACGGAGUUUAAGUUCCCUCAGAUUAAAGCGCAUCCCUGGCACAAGGUUUUCCACAAGCGGAUGCCUCCUGAAGCAGUGGACUUGGUGUCGAGGCUGCUUCAGUAUUCCCCCAGCCUCCGAUGCAAUGCCCUGGAGGCACUUGUCCAUCCGUUUUUUGAUGAGCUCCGAGACCCGAGCACAAGGCUACCCAAUGGACGACCGUUGCCAGCCUUGUUCAACUUCAAACCACUUGAGUUGAAGGGCGCAUCGCAAGAACUGCUUGAACGACUCAUACCCGAACACGCGAGAAAGCAGGUUCCUUUUCUAGCGCUGUAGGCCUCGACGAUCUGACAAGCAAGCCCUCUUAUUUUUCUCGUUAACCUCUCUGGUAUGAUCUUUGUAUGUGUACUAUGCUGAUGCUACAACACUACUACGUACGACGACUGCUUCCCCUAGGUACAAUACAAUAGAGAGAACUGUGAGUGAGUGUGAGGGAGUAAAGAGAUUACUACUAUUA